ACUGCCCUUCUUGUGCUUGCUUUUUAACGCUGCGCCCGAAGAUGAGGAGUGGGAAGGCCUCUUGUGCGCUGGAGACCGUCUGGGAGGACAAGCACAAGUAUGAGGAUGCAGAACGGCGCUUCCAUGAGCAUGAGGCCACGCGAGCCGCCGCCUCCGUUCAGCAGCUCCUGGCCAAGGUGCCAGCUGUGAACGGGCCCAGCCAGGAGGACACAGAGGACGAGGCAGAGGCCCCCCACACCGACAGCAGGAGUGAUCCUAGGAAGAGCCACGAAUGCAAGAAGCCCCUACAGAAAAAGAGGAAGCGUUCCCCCAAGAGUUGGCUUGGCCAGUCAGACCUGGCCCUUGUGGGCCUCUCAGCUGACCACGUAUGGCUGGACAAGCCCCUCUUCGACCAGGCAGAAAGCUCCUACCGCCAGAGGCUGGCAGAUGUGGCUGCCCAAGCAGCCCAACCGCCUGCUCUGGCCCCUAGAGCCCCCUGUACGCAUGGAAGCCAUGUGGCCUGCCACCACGUGACCUGGGGGAUCUGGGUCAACAAGUCUUGUUUUGAUCAGGCUGAGCGGGCUUUUGUGGAGUGGUCUCAGGCCUUGCUGCUGGCGGUAGAGGGGAGCCGCAGGCAGGGGACUCCUGACACAGGCCAGCAGGCUGCCUCUCCUGAUCUGGCCUUGGCCUGCCAGCCUUGCCCACCAGCUAAUGGCCAGCCUCCUCUGGGCAGCCUGCAAGCACUGGUGCGGGAGGUGUGGCUGGAGAAGCCCCGGUAUGAUGCAGCUGAAAGGGGCUUCUAUGAGGCCCUAUUUGAUGGCCACCCCCCAGGGAAAGUACGUCUGCAAGAGCGAGCCAGUCAGGCAGAGAGUGCCCGGAGGGGCCGCAGAGACCGUCGGAGUCGCAAUGCAGUAGGAAACAAGCGAGCUGGGUCAAAACGGGCUGAUGGGGAGGCCCCCUCUUCUCUGCCCUACUGGUACUUCCUACACAAGGACGCAGAGGCCCCCUGGCUCAGCAAGCCUACUUACGACAGCGCUGAGUGCCGCCACCAUGCUGCUGAGGCCCUGCGCAUAGCCUGGCGCCUAGAAGCUGCCUCCCUGGCUCACCGACCCACGCCCCGUUCUGGCCCAUCCAUGUCCAACCUGAGACCCAACAGAAAAAUGGCUACAAACUUUCUAGUGCACGAGAAGAUUUGGUUUGACAAGUUCAAAUACGACGAUGCGGAGAGGAAAUUCUACGAGCAGAUGAAUGGGCCUGUGGCUGCUGGCUCCCGCCAGGAGAAUGGUGCCAGCGUGAUCCUCCGUGACAUUGCGAGAGCCAGAGAGAACAUCCAGAAAUCCCUGGCCGGACUCAAGGUGAUGCUGCCCAAAUCCCCUGAGGCCCUGGGCCAAGCCACCCCUGGGACUAGCUCAGGCCCUGGGGCCUCCAGUGGACCUGCUGGAGAUCAUAGUGAGCUCAUUGUACGGAUUGCCAGUCUGGAAGUGGAGAACCAGAACCUUCGAGGCGUGGUGCAAGAUCUGCAGCAGGCCAUUUCCAAGUUGGAGGCCCGGCUGAGCACUCUGGAGAAGAGUUCACCUACUCACCGAGCCACAGCCCCUCAGACCCAGCAUGUGUCUCCUAUGCGUCAAGUGGAGCCCCCAACCAAGAAGGCCGCCACACCAGCAGAGGACGAUGAGGACAAUGACAUUGACCUGUUCGGCAGUGAUGAGGAGGAAGAAGACAAGGAGGCGGCCCGACUACGGGAGGAGAGGCUUCGGCAGUACGCAGAGAAGAAAGCCAAGAAGCCCUCACUGGUGGCCAAAUCCUCCAUCCUCUUGGAUGUCAAACCUUGGGAUGAUGAGACAGACAUGGCCCAGCUGGAGGCCUGUGUGCGUUCCAUCCAGUUGGAUGGGUUAGUCUGGGGGGGCUCCAAGCUCGUGCCUGUUGGCUAUGGAAUCCGGAAGUUGCAGAUCCAGUGUGUGGUGGAAGACGACAAAGUGGGCACCGACUUGCUAGAAGAGGAGAUCACCAAGUUUGAGGAGCAUGUGCAGAGUGUCGACAUCGCAGCUUUCAACAAGAUCUGAAAGUUGGAGAGUGUGUGGUUCGUGUGUGUGAGGACCUAAUGAGAUUAAAGACUGAGACCCCGCA
Myodes glareolus (Bank vole) is the source of this 2106-nucleotide messenger RNA. RefSeq names its product eukaryotic translation elongation factor 1 delta (gene Eef1d). Gene Ontology annotation, cellular component: eukaryotic translation elongation factor 1 complex; cytosol. Gene Ontology annotation, biological process: translational elongation. Gene Ontology annotation, molecular function: translation elongation factor activity; guanyl-nucleotide exchange factor activity. The record is from RefSeq and is a predicted model, not a curated record. NCBI's taxonomy places the organism in Eukaryota, Metazoa, Chordata, Mammalia, Rodentia, Cricetidae.